Messenger RNA from Strongylus vulgaris, 966 nucleotides. Lineage: Eukaryota; Metazoa; Nematoda; Chromadorea; Rhabditida; Strongylidae. The record is from the annotation of a GenBank genome assembly.
AUGAUGGAAAGUAUGAAAGGAAAUGGAGAAUGCGCCGUCGCUGUUGAACAACCAGUAGCUGUUGCUGAGACUACAGAAGUUAUGGAACUAACGGCGCAAGAGUGGCUCAGAGGAGCUUCUUUUAAAGAAAUUCUUGGGUCUGACGCCAGUCAUAAGUCUCUUUUUGUUUUGCUUGAAAAUAGCAAUGGAGAGAAAGGAGUGCUUCUGAUGAACAAAUCUGCUUUUUCUGAGAAGGCUGAAGAUAUUAUUGCUAUUGUAAAGUCGGCACAAUUGAAGGAGAUUAUGAAAAAUGACAUUUAUGGCAACUACGACAUCGCUUUACCUUCCGAUCUCAACUUGGUGAAGUCGCAGCUGAUAUAUCCUGCUAAUGACAAAGUUGUCGCCAAAUAUCGUCAAGAGGAGAAGUUUGUUAUUCGUGAGACCGCUGAGGAUUACCGUACUAUUACUGUGGAAUACAUUGAGAAGUAUCAAAUGGAUCUCAAUUGGGUCUACAACGUUUUAUCGAAGAAUAAGGAAGCAGAUAGAAUUAUCUACGAAGACCCAGAUCCACAUAAUGGCUUUAUUUUGGCCCCAGACAUCAAGUGGGAUGGUGUAUCAAUGGAAAAUCUUUAUGUACUGGCAAUGAUUCAUCGAAAAGGAGUUCGUUCAAUACGGGAUUUGACCGCAAACGAUCUCCCAAUGCUCGAAAACAUUCGGGACCGUUCCUUAUCCACAAUUCGAGAAAAAUAUGGAGUACGCCCGGAUCAAAUUCGGGCGUACUUCCACUAUCAGCCUUCGUUCUUUCACUUACACGUGCAUUUUGUGAGUCUAAAAUACGAUGCCCCGGCCAGCACAACAUUGAGUGCUGUACUACUCGAUGAUGUUAUUAACAAUAUCCAGCUCGUCCCUGAUUAUUACCAGAAAGCAACCCUGACGUUUACUAGGAAAGCUUCAGAUAAACUCUUAGAGAUGUUUAGGGAAGCUGGU